Messenger RNA from Pichia kudriavzevii, 1047 nucleotides. RefSeq lists its product as uncharacterized. Gene Ontology annotation, cellular component: nucleus; cytoplasm. Bases 1 to 1047 code for a protein of 348 amino acids. Gene Ontology annotation, molecular function: phosphopantothenate--cysteine ligase activity. Lineage: Eukaryota; Fungi; Ascomycota; Pichiomycetes; Pichiales; Pichiaceae. Gene Ontology annotation, biological process: coenzyme A biosynthetic process. The record is from RefSeq and is a predicted model, not a curated record. The transcript has a single exon.
AUGACUGAGAGGCCGUUGUUAAGUAGGGUUGCUACAUCUGCACCUAACGCAGACACUGCAAUUGAUAGAUCUAUACCUGAAUUUCCUGCAGCCACUCCAAUUGACGAGGACAACUAUUUCAGAUUUCACAAACCGCCUGCGUAUUUGUCGCAAAUCAGCCAUGAUGUGGCGAGUUUUAUCAAUUACAACCAUUUACGGAACCGGAAAAUUGUCUUGGUGACAUCGGGAGGUACGACUGUGCCACUUGAGAAUAAUACGGUACGGUUCAUCGAUAACUUCAGUGCAGGAACUAGAGGUGCUACAUCAGCAGAGUAUUUCCUCGAAAAUGGAUAUGCUGUCAUAUUUCUACAUCGUGAGUUUUCCCUGUUACCAUAUUCGAGACACUUCUCUCAUACCACCAACUCCUUAUUGGACCAUUUAGUUUUAAGCAAUGAUGGCAGCAAGGUUGAGGUUGACGAUGUUCUACAAAGAGACCUUGCCGAGACAUUGAAGAAAUACCAACAGGUGAAGAGAGAGAACAUGUUGUUGCUGGUGCCAUUCACAACGGUGCAUCAGUACCUCUUUACCUUAAAAUUAAUUGCACAGGAACUAUCGGUUAUUGGCUCGGAUGCGUUGUUUUAUUUGGCAGCUGCUGUUUCAGACUUCUUUUUGCCUAGCUCUAGAUUACCUGAACACAAGAUCCAGAGUCAGGAUCAUGGCGGGAAACUAGUUGUUGAUUUGGAGCCUGUUCCAAAGUUUUUGAGGAGGCUCGUGGAUUCGUGGGCCCCAAUCGCAAUGAUCAUUAGCUUCAAAUUGGAGACCGACGGCUCGAUUCUAAUCAAGAAGGCACAGGGUGCCUUGGAGAGAUAUAACCACCAACUAGUGAUUGGCAACUUGCUCCAAACGAGGAAAAAUGAAGUUGUGUUUGUUACACCGGAAAGACAAGAAUGGCUGAGGUUAACUGAAGAGCAAAGAGCCCAUGGUGUGGAGAUUGAGUCUUUGAUCAUCCCCAAGAUACUCAAGCUACAUCGAGAAUGGAUUACAAGCCGGGAUGAACUAGUCAAAUAG